Messenger RNA from Prunus dulcis (almond), 1023 nucleotides. RefSeq names its product pentatricopeptide repeat-containing protein At2g20710, mitochondrial-like. Lineage: Eukaryota; Viridiplantae; Streptophyta; Magnoliopsida; Rosales; Rosaceae. The coding region runs from base 68 to 643 and encodes 191 amino acids. Gene Ontology annotation, molecular function: protein binding. The transcript has a single exon. Gene Ontology annotation, cellular component: mitochondrion. The record is from RefSeq and is a predicted model, not a curated record.
GGCAUUGCUGAGGAAAUCGGAGCAAUUCAUUAACCGUGAAACAAGGAAAAUUGGUUAUGAACACCUGAUGACUUCAUAUGCUGCUAUUGGCAGUAAACACGAGGUUUAUCGAAUUUGGGAAUUGUACAAGAACGUGGUAGGGUUCUACAAUAACGGCUAUCGGUGUAUGUUAAGUUCAUUGUUGAAGAUGGAUGACAUUUAUGGUGCUGAGAAGAUUGUGGAGGAAUGGGAAUCUGGGAACAAAUUCUUUAACAUUCAAAUACCCAACUUGUUGAUCAAUGCUUACUGCAGGAAAGGUCUUUUGGAGAAGGCCAAAUCAUAUGUGAAGAAGCUUUCAGAGGGUGGAAAGGAGUGUUGUCGCACAUGGGCCCUUUUGGCUACCACAUAUCAUAUGAAUGAUCGGAUGGAAGAGGCAGUGGAAACAUUGAAAAUGGCAGCAAGCUCGGCAUCUCGACCAGGAUGGAAGUUUGAUAAUUCCACUUUGGCUGCUUGCUUUGAGUACUUAAAACAGAAGGGAGAUGUUGAAAAAGCACAUGAAUUGCUGAUAUUAUUCAGAGAAAGGGGUCAUUUUACAACAGAUUUAUGUGAUAAAAUUAGAAAUUAUAUUGGUGGUUGUGCACCCCCAGGUUCUGGAGUUAGGUGAAACGGGAAAUCGUAUGGAAGGGAUUGAUGAAGUUCAGGAUUGAGGGAUGCAUGUGAUAGUGCAGCUCAACAACGUGGGUAGCACCCAAAUAUUUAAGUAACAUUACAAAUCUAUGAAGGGUUUUUUUGGCAGCUACGAACCAAAAGGUGAAUAUCUAGACAAUUGCAUCCUUUUUUUCCCUUCUUAAUGCUUCAUGUGACUUGUUAACUGUUAUUUACAUGUAAUUUCUUUGGAGUAAAGUGACUUAAAGCACCGACCAGGGAAUGGUUUAUGGUGUUAGUAAUUAACUAUGUAUCUAGCUUUCCUAUGAACUUUCUCCGAUGACAAUCUACCGCUGUAAUGUCUGGAAAAGUAAUGUGGAGCUCUCAUUUUAAAUUGCA